This is a messenger RNA of Leptopilina heterotoma, 929 nucleotides long. RefSeq lists its product as uncharacterized. The record is from RefSeq and is a predicted model, not a curated record. The coding region runs from base 75 to 545 and encodes 156 amino acids. Lineage: Eukaryota; Metazoa; Arthropoda; Insecta; Hymenoptera; Figitidae. The transcript has 3 exons.
UUUUUAUACUAAGAUUUUUGGACAUUAAAGAAGUUGUUGCUUUUUACAAAGUGAUAUAAAAAAAAAUUAAAAAGAUGAAAGCUGUGUCUAUUGGUUUAUUAGUAUUUUUGCUAACUUUUUAUUACUCAUCAGCUCAAAAUUUGGUGUUACCUACAGAGGAACUAUUAAAAAAGUAUUUAAAUCUUUCUAAAGAAGAAAUUAUUAAAAAAUGUAGAGAUAAAGAUCCUUGCCUUGUUUCCAAAGCCGAAGGCCUGGAAAAAGCCAAGCAAGAAGCUGGCAAUGAUCUAAUAAACCAUUUAGUAAAUGAAGCAAAAAAGUUACCUUCCGUUACUGAAAAUGAUUGGAAUACUCUUACACAAAAUAAUUGUAUAUCUAAUCCUUUCUUUAUCAAAAGUGUGGAAAUGACAUUUGUAAACGGCGUUGCUUGUCUCUCUCCGGGAGAAAUUCCAAGUUCUGAUGUUGCAAAAAAAGCUCUAAAGGAAUAUGUUGAUAUUUUCUGUUCACGUGUAAAAGAAGCGGCAAAGAAAAAGUUUCAAAGUGUUUAGAAUGGAAAUUAUUGAAACAUCACUGUAAAAAAUUUGGGGAUUUUUCCCUGAGGUUCCUUGUGGAAUAUUCCACAAAUUCACGGGGAAAAGUAUUUUCACUACGAUUUUGGGGAAUUUUCCACAAAUUAGUGAAAUUUUGAACAAACUUGGGGAAAAGUGAUAAAAUAUUAGGGAAUUUUCUACAAAGCGAAGGGGAAAAAAUUUUUCACUACAAUUUUGUGCAAUUUUCCACAUAAUAGUGAAAAUUUCAACAAUAUUAUAGGGAAAUUUGUAUAUAAUUUUAGGGAAUUUUCCACAUAUUAGUAAGAAAAUGUCAUUUUAUGAAAGCUUUGUGGAAUUUUCCCAAAUUUAAUAAAAAUUUCCACAAAGUUGAAAAAACUUUUU